CGCAGGAGGACUGACGCAGGGUUAAAGGCAACCGGCGUCCGACAAAUGCACAAAGAACUAGGUGCUACUCGUUUUCCGUUGCCAAUUUUAGCUAUCAAAUAAUAAGACAUUGCUGGUGACUGUUCUACCUAUAGGGUCAGAUUUAACAGUCUGAUUAGGACAUCAGGUGACCCAGCCCCCCCUGGUGUUGCUCUGUCAGUUCUGCGACCCAUUGUGGGAUGUUUCGCCGUGCACUUGGAAAGACUGUGGGAUUUGUUGGCUACACCAUCCAGUAUGGCUGUAUCGCACACUGUGCCUUUGAAUACAUUGGGGAGUUUGUCUCUUGCACUGGGCCAUCCAUGGAACCCACCAUCACAAGCAAUGACAUAGUCUUCUCCGAACGGAUAAGUAGGCAUCUUUACAGAAUAGAAAAGGGAGACAUCGUAAUAGCCAAAAGCCCCUCCGACCCGAAGAUGAACAUCUGCAAACGAGUGAUUGGGCUGGAAGGAGACAAAGUGUGUACCAGUAGCCCCUCAGACGUCUUCACGACCCACGAUUAUGUACCAAAAGGGCAUGUAUGGCUCGAAGGGGAUAACCUUCGGAAUUCCACAGAUUCCCGAAGCUAUGGCCCAGUUCCCUAUGCCCUAAUCCGAGGGCGUGUGUGCUUAAAGUUAUGGCCCCUGAAUAACUUUGGUCCUCUGAAUGAGAGUCCAAAUGAGAGGAUUCCACGAAGUAGCUGACAUGAUGCUGCUGGUCUCUGUAUAUAAAACAGUUUUCUAAUGUUUUUAAAAUAAAUAUUUAUGAAUAACCA
Molecule: messenger RNA, 790 nt
Organism: Alosa alosa (allis shad)
Lineage: Eukaryota; Metazoa; Chordata; Actinopteri; Clupeiformes; Clupeidae
Gene: immp1l
Product: inner mitochondrial membrane peptidase subunit 1
Exons: 7
Coding region: 219-719 (166 amino acids)
Cellular component (GO): membrane; mitochondrial inner membrane peptidase complex
Molecular function (GO): serine-type endopeptidase activity
Source: RefSeq, a predicted model, not a curated record